Mangifera indica (mango) is the source of this 3784-nucleotide messenger RNA. RefSeq names its product ABC transporter B family member 15-like. Gene Ontology annotation, molecular function: ATP hydrolysis activity; ABC-type transporter activity; ATP binding. The transcript has 7 exons. Lineage: Eukaryota; Viridiplantae; Streptophyta; Magnoliopsida; Sapindales; Anacardiaceae. Gene Ontology annotation, cellular component: membrane. Gene Ontology annotation, biological process: transmembrane transport. Bases 29 to 3775 code for a protein of 1248 amino acids. The record is from RefSeq and is a predicted model, not a curated record.
GAAGAGUUGUGUUUUGGUUUGUGUGAAAAUGGAGGGAGAGAAAAAAGGCAGUAAGGUGAAGAGACAGAAGGGGUCCGUAAUGUCCAUUUUCAUGCAAGCAGACGGUGUGGAUUUUUUGUUGAUGGGUUUGGGAUUCAUCGGAGCUGUCAGCGAUGGCUUCGCUACACCUGUCAUGCUGUUUUUUAUUAGUAAAUUGGUGAACAGUGUUGGCACCGCAUCAACUGGUAACAUAGACUCGUUCACCCAUAACAUUAAGAAGUAUUCAGUGAUCAUCUUAUACAUAGCUUGUGGAAGAUGGGUUGCCGGUUUCCUAGAGGGAUACUGUUGGACAAGAACAGGUGAAAGGCAAGCCACAAGAAUGAGAGCUAAAUAUUUGAAAGCAGUGUUAAGGCAAGAUAUUGAAUACUUUGAUUUGAAUGUCAGCAGCACCGCAGAAGUCAUCACAAACGUCUCUAAUGAUAGUCUUGUCAUUCAAGAUGCUAUCAGUGAGAAGCUCCCGAACUUUUUGGUGAAUGCUGGCACAUUUAUUGGAGGCUAUGUUAUCGGAUUCUUGCUGCUGUGGAGGCUGACCAUUGUUACAUUUCCGACUGUUAUACUUCUGGUAAUUCCUGGAAUAAUUUGCGGACGGAGUGUGUUGAGCUUAGCUCGGAAGAUACGGGAAGAAUACAACAAAGCUGGAACAAUUGCGGAACAGGCAAUCUCUUCAAUAACAGCUGUUUAUUCAUUUGUUGGGGAAACCAAAACUAUCAACGAAUUCUCUUCGGCCCUGGAAAUUUUAGUCGAAUUGGGGGUAACACAAGGAUUGGCUAAAGGCUGGGCUGUUGGAAGCAACAGCAUCGUUUAUGCUAUUUGGUCUUUUGUAGCUUAUUACGGUGCUAGAUUGGUCAUGUACCACGGUGCUCAUGGAGGAACCGUGUUUGCUGUCGCCAACGCCACUUCCAAUGGCGGCCAGGCGAUAGGAACUGGUUUGUCUAACUUGAAGUCCAUAGCAGAAGCAAUGGAAGCAGGAGAGCGUAUGAUGCAGUUGAUGAAAAGAGUACCCAAGAUUGAUUCAGAAAACUCGGAAGGCCAAAUCCUGGAGAGAGUUUCAGGUGAAGUUGAGUUUAGGCAUAUAGAAUUUGCAUACCCAUCAAGGCCUGAAAGCAUAAUCUUCAAAGAUUUUAGCCUAAAAAUUCCAGCAGGAAAGACAGUGGCAUUAGUGGGUGGUAGUGGCUCGGGGAAAUCCACUGUAAUUUCACUUUUACAAAGGUUUUAUGACCCAAUUGGAGGCGAAAUUCUUCUUGAUGGAGUUGCCACUGACAAAUUACAACUCAAAUGGCUAAGGUCACUAAUGGGUUUGGUGAGCCAAGAGCCUGUACUGUUUGCAACAACAAUUAAAGAGAACAUACUUUUUGGCAAAGAAGAUGCCACAAUGGAAGAAGUUAUUGAAGCAGCCAAAGCUUCAAAUGCUCACAAUUUCAUCUCUCAGUUGCCUCAGCAAUAUGAAACUCAGGUGGGUGAGAGAGGAGUUCAAUUGUCAGGUGGGCAAAAACAAAGAAUCGCCAUUGCGCGAGCACUAAUCAAAGCACCCAGGAUCCUUCUCUUAGACGAGGCAACAAGCGCACUCGACUCGAAAUUAGAGUUGGUUGUUCAAGAAGCCCUUGACAACGCCGCUAUUGGACGCACCACUAUCAUCAUUGCUCACCGUCUCUCCACCAUCCGCUACGCCGAUGUGAUUGCUGUCGUGCAAAAUGGCCAUGUCAUAGAAACAGGCUCCCAUGAUGAGCUCAUGCAAGACGAAAAUGGUCAUUACACUACACUCUUUCGUCUUCAACAAACUGAAAAGGAACAACAAAUUGCAAACACCCCAGAAAAGAUAAUGUUGACAAAUCUUAUUACUUCUUCAUCCAUGAAUGGCAAAUCCUUCAGAACAACAAUGGAUGUAAACGCUACAGAUGACAUCAACGAUCAAAGAAAGAGAAGCGAAGAUGAUAACAAGGUCAAGUUGCCAAGUCCACCAUCUUUUACGAGAUUGUUAGCUUUGAAUCUACCAGAAUGGAAGCUAGCAACCUUGGGGUGUUUAAGUGCAAUCCUUUCCGGUGCUGUUCAACCUGUUUAUGCCUUUUUCAAAGCCUCCACGAUCCAUGUUUUCUUCUUGAAAGAUCAUGAUAAGAUUAAAGAGAAGACGAAGAUUUAUGCUUUGUGUAUGAUUGGAUUAGGAUUGUUCUCUUUGUUGGUUAAUUUGAGCCAAUAUUACAAUUUUUCUUACAUGGGGGAACGCUUAACCAAGAGGAUUAGAGAGAGACUGUUUUCAAAGAUACUUACCUUUGAAGUUGGAUGGUUUGAUCGAGAAGAGAACUCUAGUGGUGCUACUUUCUCCCGACUAGCCAAAGAUGCAAACGUGGGGAGGUCGUUAGUGGGUGAUCGUAUGUGUCUCAUUGUACAAACUGUAUCGGCCGUAGCCAUGGCUUUCACUAUGAGCUUGGUCAUUGCAUGGAGGCUUGCUUUGGUGAUGAUCGCAUUCCAGCCCCUGAGCAUAUUAUGUAUUUAUUCUAGGAAAGCUCUACUUAAAAAUAUGUCGGAGAAGGCUAUAAAAGCGCAAGAUGAAAGCAGCAAACUGGCUUCAGAAGCUGUUUCCAACUUGAGAACCAUCACGGCCUUCUCAUCCCAAGAUAGAAUUAUGAAGAGGCUUGAAAAGGCCCAAGAAGGGCCACUAAUUGAGAGUGUUCGACAAUCAUGGUAUGCAGGCAUAGGCCUUGCCUUCGCACAGAGCCUAACAUCUUGCAUCUGGGCUUUCCAUUUCUUGUAUGGUGGCAAGCUCAUGAGAGAGGGCCACAUCACUUCCAAGGCCUUCUUCCAGACCUUGUUAAUCCUCCUGGACACAGGCCGUCUCAUUGCUAUUGCUGGUACUACAGCUACAGAUCUUGCCCAAGGCUCGGAUUCUAUAAGAUCAAUCUUUGCUGUAUUAGACCGGUAUACAAGAAUUCAGCCCGAUGAAUCUGAAGGCUACGCACCUGAAAAAAUAACAGGUCACGUAGAAUUUCAAGAUGUACAUUUUGCAUACCCUGCUAGACCUGAAGUGAUGAUUUUCAAAGGCUUUUCCAUCAACAUUGAAGCUGGAAAAUCAGUUGCAUUGAUCGGACAAAGUGGGUCAGGAAAAUCAAAGAUUAUCAAUCUAAUCGAACGGUUUUAUGAUCCUCUUAGCGGUAUGGUAAAAAUUGAUGGUCGAGAUAUUAAAUCAUACCACCUUAAGUCAUUGAGAAAGCACAUUGCACUUGUUAGUCAAGAGCCUGUACUAUUUUCUGGUAGCAUCAGGGAAAACAUCAUCUACGGCAAACAAGACCAAGUCGAUGAGUCAGAGAUCAUUGAGGCAGCCAGGGCAGCCAAUGCUCAUGAUUUCAUUGCUGGAUUGAGUGAUGGAUAUGACACAUUGAGUGGGGAAAGGGGAGUUCAAUUAUCAGGAGGCCAAAAGCAACGCAUUGCUCUAGCUCGAGCCAUAUUGAAGAAUGCUACAAUAUUACUAUUAGAUGAAACAACUAGUGCCUUGGAUAGUAAAUCAGAAAAACUAGUGCAGGAGGUGCUUGAGCAUAUGAUGAUUGGAAAAACAAGUGUGGUGAUAGCUCAUAGAUUAAGUACCAUACAAAAUUGUGAUCUCAUCCUUGUAUUAGAUAAAGGCUGUGUGGUCGAGAAAGGCAGCCACCAAUCUCUGCUGGCCAAAGGAUCCCUUGGCGCUUAUUACUCAUUGGUUAGUCUCCAAAGCACACCAAAUAGUAAUGCUCACUCCACUAUCAAUUAAAUAUUUACU